Drosophila willistoni is the source of this 2067-nucleotide messenger RNA. Its product is annotated as putative fatty acyl-CoA reductase CG5065. Gene Ontology annotation, biological process: long-chain fatty-acyl-CoA metabolic process. The record is from RefSeq and is a predicted model, not a curated record. The transcript has 8 exons. Gene Ontology annotation, molecular function: alcohol-forming very long-chain fatty acyl-CoA reductase (NADP+) activity. Bases 550 to 2067 code for a protein of 505 amino acids. Gene Ontology annotation, cellular component: peroxisome. Lineage: Eukaryota; Metazoa; Arthropoda; Insecta; Diptera; Drosophilidae.
AUCCAACAGCAUGACUGCUACUUAGCAUAGAGUCUCACUCUAGCAAGUAAACGCGACAGAGGGCUUCGAUCUUGUACGACCCAACGAUAUCGUCGCUAAUCAAAUUUAAUCAGACGUCCCAAUUGUUUGGCCAAUUCUCCAAUAUAAAUACGUCCCCCCAUCCUAAAUGAAUGAAUCAACAAUCGAACUGACUAACCCAGACUUUAUUAAUAAAUGUAACUUGUGAAUGUGAUUAUUGUUAAACAAUUAUACAAAUAAAAACCAAUACCAAUUGAAAUAAAGGUAGGCAAGGUCUCUAGACUGCCCUGGAACUCUUCCUUAACUUUGAUCAUGAACCAGAAAUAAAACAGUGCCAAAUUAUUAUUGCAUGAUGUAAUGGAAACCUCUUUGGCAAAAACAAAAUAAAAGAGUUACGUCGGAGAGUUUGUUGUUGUUGUUGCCAAAGAGAAAAAACUUGUUUUUCUAGGACCGUCUAGUUGUUUUUCAUUUCAUUUUCACUUUCAUUGGAAGCAAACAACCUGCUUUGUUGAUGGCGAAAAGUGUGUGGAAAUGCUGCUGCAUCAGUUGCAAUUGCGGCAGCAAAGUGGCCACAACAUGGAUAACUCUAAAGUGCAAAAUAUGGUAGAAAAAUCGGAUAUCUAUAACGAUUCAGUGGUAUUUAUAACGGGUGCCACUGGAUUUGUGGGUAAAGCUCUGCUGGAAAAGUUGUUAUGGAGUUUUCCACAAAUCAAGCGUAUCUAUAUGCUGAUACGCCCUAAAAAUGGUAUACCAGUGGAACAGAGAUUCCAAGGUUUUCUAAGGAAUACUAUUUUCGAACGUUUACGAGAAGCCCAUCCGGAACGUAUGAAGAAAAUCUCAUAUUUUGCUGGCAACAUUGAGGAUGAUAAUUUUGGUUUGAAUGCCUCCGAUAGAGUGGAGCUGUGCAGCGAGGUGAAUAUUAUUUUCCAUAGUGCAGCAACGGUGCGUUUCAAUGAAUGCCUUAAAGUGGCAGCUCGUGUCAAUUCGGUGGCCACUUACAAUUUACUGGAACUCUGUAGAAAUAUGAAACAAUUGAAGAGUUUCCUUUAUGUUUCGACUGCCUAUUGUAAUCCAGGUCGUAAAUAUGUCGAUGAGAAAAUCUAUCCCACAAUGCCACCAGUCGAUUGGUUACAAUUUCUUACCUGCACACGUAAAAUACCCGAAGAGUAUCUUAAUCGUCUAGCCGACUAUAUAAAAGGACCACAUGUGAAUACUUAUACAUUUACCAAAUCCAUUGCCGAACAGAUAGUCAAUUCCUAUAGACAUAUAAUCCCCAUUGUGAUUGUGCGACCCUCGAUUGUGACAGCAGCUUACCGGGAACCCUAUCCCGGUUGGAUUGAUAAUAUUCAGGCCAUAAGUGGCAUAAUGAUGGAAAUCGGCAAAGGCGGCAUUAGCAGCAUAUUGGGUGAUAAGGAUAUGAUAUGCGAUAUCAUCCCUGUCGAUUUUGUGGUAAAUGCUAUGAUCAUGAUGAUCCACAAGUCUCGAUUGGGCAGCAUUAGCAUCUGUAAUGCCACUUCCGGAGUGACCAAUCCCAUAACCUGGCAACGUUUGGGCGAUCUGACUAUGAAAUGGUCUCGUAUCUAUCCCACCAAACGUAUGAUUAUGUUUCCAAAUUUUAAAUAUCGUCGCAAUGCCCUGAAACAUGAAUUGGCUGUGUGGUUAUUGCAUUUUGUGCCCGCUCUGCUAAUGGACCUAAGGACUCUAAUACUAAGGCAAAAAAGGCGUAUGGUCACACCCAUUGCCAAAAAGUUUCGUCAAGCGUGUCUGGCAGGCAGUUUCUUUUCGUUAAACGAAUGGAUCUUUAAGAAUAGCAGUCGCUUUCAUUUCAAGGAAAUCAUCGAGAAUGGCACAUUUCCAAUGCUCUAUUGGAAUCUUGAUGAAUUGAACUAUGAUGACUAUGUGAGGCGUCAUAUGAUAGGCAUAAAUAAAUAUUUACACAAAGAGAAGUUUACAGUGGACUCAAAUAAAUGGGUGAUUACUAAAAUCUAUUGGUUUUGGAUAUUUCUUCAUCUGUGCUUCUAUAUGCUGUCUAUUUAUCUCAUAUUUUAG